This is a messenger RNA of Serinus canaria (Common canary), 3761 nucleotides long. RefSeq names its product TNF receptor associated factor 1 (gene TRAF1). Gene Ontology annotation, biological process: positive regulation of JNK cascade; regulation of apoptotic process; protein K63-linked ubiquitination. NCBI's taxonomy places the organism in Eukaryota, Metazoa, Chordata, Aves, Passeriformes, Fringillidae. The record is from RefSeq and is a predicted model, not a curated record. Gene Ontology annotation, cellular component: cytoplasmic side of plasma membrane; plasma membrane signaling receptor complex. Bases 687 to 2339 code for a protein of 550 amino acids. Gene Ontology annotation, molecular function: ubiquitin protein ligase binding; zinc ion binding; tumor necrosis factor receptor binding. The transcript is spliced from 11 exons.
GUGAAGAGGACCUCCUGCUGAUAAUGAAACUUCGCUUUGUAGAAUCUUUCCUGCAGUCUAAGAAGGCUUUGUAGGUUUUGCUGAACUCCUGUGUGCUACCCCGGGCUGCGUUGGAGGGUGAGGCCCAGCGGGGCUUCCCCGCCGAGGUUUCCCGGAGGCUCCGGCGGCUCCAGGCUCCCGGAGCCGGGCAGGGGCUGCCCCGGGCAGCCGGGGAUGUGGCGCUGUCACCGCGCUCUGGGCACGCCGGGCUUUCUGUCCGAGUCCCCGGGCACCACGCACACCGGGCACCGCUCCGCUUUCAGGAACCAGCCGCCACAUGCUCCAUUUCGGUGGCCCGGGGGAAUUCGCCUGGCGGGGCCUUUCCUCGGGCAGCUCCCCGUGCCCGCGGCCGGGACAGCGCCGCUGCCCCGAGCAGGGGAAGCUCCGCUCCCGCCAGCCCCGGGGCGCGGCUCGGGCUCCCCGCUCCUCCCGGCCGGAGCGAGGCAGCAUCGCCGGCAGCCAGCCCAGCCCCCGGCCACGGCCCGGGUACCGCGGUGAGAGGCCCGGUACCGCGGUGAGCAGCCCGGUACCCCGGUGAGCAGCCCCGGUACCGCGGUGAGAGGCCCGGUACCUGCGGUGAGCGGCCCCGGUAACUGAGUUGAGAGGCCCGGUACCCGCGGUGAGCGCCCGCCCAGAGCUCGCUGCAGAUGGCUGAGAGCAGCCCCAGGAGCCUGCAGGACCCCCCCAGCUCUGCCCCUGAUGAGAACGAGUUCCCCUUCGGGUACCCCACCAGCAUCUGCGAGGACGUGCCCGGGCAGAAGUUCCUGUGCAGCAACUGCCACAACAUCCUGAAGAAAGCCCUGCAGACUCUGUGUGGGCACAGGUACUGCUCUGCCUGCCUCACCUGGAUCGUCAGAAACAAUAAAAAUGCAAUUUGCCAGAAAUGUAAAGAGGAAGAUCCCAACACUUUAGGUGAGGAAAGCCUACUGGCAGAAGAAAGGGCUUUUGGUGAUGCUGCCAUUAAUAAAGAGAUUUCUGAGCUCAGAGUCCACUGUGUGACCCUCGGGUGCAGCUGGUCUGGUAUCAUGAGAGAUUUUGAAGAGCAUCAGAGUUUAUGUGAAUAUGCUUUGAUCCCUUGUCACACUGGCUGUGGGCACGUGGUGAUGAGGAGGAAGCUGGCAGAUCACUUGGAAAAUGGAUGUGUCAAUAAUGUGACAGUGUGUCAGCAGUGCCAGAGCAGCCUGGCCAGCUCUGAGUGCCAGGAGCAUUCAUGUGAAGGCAGUUUAUGCAAGGAACAAAAACCUGUGCAAACAGAAACGGCAUCAAAGGAAAAGCAGAGCCACUGUACAUCCUCAGCCAGCAAGGAUGGCUGUUGUUUUUCUGAAGUUGGCUGUGCAUUUAGGGGCAGCAAAGAGAAGAUCCAGGAGCACGAAAAAGCCGCGGUGGGGACCCACAUGCUGCUCCUGCUGCAGCACAUGAGGCAGCUGCAGGGAGCCCUGUGCUCCAAGGGCUUCUCCCCACGGCCAGAGCUGAGCUUGAAGAGUGCAGGGAAAAGCAUCUGUGAGCUGCAGAUCCCAGCAGGGCUGGGGCUCAGCAGGGAUCCAGAGCUGGACUGUUUCCCUGGCCCUGAGGAUGAGUCUGUCCUGCAGCAGCUGGUGAGGGAGAAGGUGAUUUCUGAGCUGGAAAAUAAGCUGCACGUGUUUGAGAACAUUGUGGCAGUGCUCAACAAGGAGGUGGAGAGCUCCAAUUUGGAAAUCCUGGCCUUCAGGAGACAGAGUGAACUGGACCAGAACAUAAUACGGGGCCUUGAGCUGAAGAUUGCAGAGCUGCACCAGUGCCUGAUGCAGAAGGAUGCAGGCCUGAGCAGCCUGCACAAGAGCCUGCUGUUCUCUGAGCAAGCCUCCUACGAUGGCAUCUUCCUCUGGAAAAUCACCGAGGUUGGCAGGAAGCUCCAGGACUCUGUGACUGGCAGGACAGUCAGUUUGUACUCCCCAGCUUUCUACACUGCAAAAUAUGGCUACAAGGUGUGUCUGAGGGUGUACCUGAAUGGGGAUGGGACAGGGAAAGGAACCCACAUGUCCCUGUUCUUCGUGGUCAUGAAAGGCGACUACGACGCUCUGCUCCCGUGGCCCUUCAGGCACAAGGUGACAUUUAUGUUGCUUGACCAGAAUAACAGGGAGCACAUAAUCGAUGCCUUUCGCCCAGACCUGACUUCUGCUUCCUUCCAGAGGCCAGUGAAUGAGAUGAAUGUGGCCAGUGGCUGCCCCCUGUUCCUGCCCUUGGCCAAGCUGCAGUCCCCCAAACACGCCUACGUGAGGGAGGACACGCUUUUCCUGAAGUGCAUCAUAGAGACAAAUUAGCAGGUCCAGAGGUGUGGCUGGCUGGGGAGGUCACCUCUGAAUGACAUCAGAUUGUGAGGAAAAACCCCUCAGUGUGAGACCUUGUGUUAGUUUGUGUGUACACAAAGCCCCAGAGCCUGAGCCUGCAGCCCCUGAACCCAGUGCCAUGCCCUGGAGAUGGCCCAGGGCAGCAGCUGCUGGCAGGGGAUUGCUCACCAAAGCAGCCAGUUCUCAUGGGGGAGGUGUCACUCAGGGGGGAGGUGUCACUCAUGUCACUCGUGGUCUAGGUGUCACUCAUGGUCUAGGUGUCACUCAAGGGUUAGGUGUCACUGAUGGUCUAGGUGUCACUCAUGGUCUAGGUGUCACUCAUGGUCUAGGUGUCACUCAUGUCACUUAUGGAUUAGGUGUCACUCAUGUCACUCAAGGGUUAGGUGUCACUCAUGGCUUAGGUGGCACUGUCACCCCUGCCCCACGCUGCUGCAGAAGGGGCUGUUCCUCCUCCCUGGCUCUGUGGUUCUGGGCAGGGGCUGGGGCUGAAUUCCCUGAAUUCCCAGGUCUGUGGGUCCUGGCAGUGCCCAGCGGGUGCAGCUCCUUUCCCAGAGCUCUGGGUGAGCCCCAGGGAGGGAUUUUGGCUGCUCCCCAGCAGGACCAAGGGCAGGUUCCUCCCUCCAGCCCAGGUCAGGUGUCUCUGUGCUUCCCCAGGACCUUGGAAGCCAGAGCUUUGACCCUGCUGUGGGCCCUUACCCCCAGGAUUUAUUUCUUGCAGGUGAUUCCAGAUCUCGGUUUCUGUGCUCUGGAAGGGGAUGUUGAGUUGCAUCGGCAGGCAGGGACCAGGUUGCACUGUGCCUGGGGGAGUUACCUCUGGGAUUUCCAGAGGAGCUCUGGGGCUUUCCCACUGUGGAUACAGAGCUCUGCCCCAGGCAGGGUGAGGCCCUCAGUGAGCUGCUUUAGUGUCCAGUCACUUCCUGCACCUUCAAGGCAGGUGACUUAUUAGAAAUUAUUGAUUUUUUUUUUUUUUUUUUUUUCUUAAUGUGCUCUGAUGUUUCAGGUUUUUUGCACGCUAAAAUAACAAGUAACUGCUAGAAAUGGUUUUAUUCUUCUUGGGUUUCCUAAUAGAGGGAAGGAAUGAAUAAUUUUUUUAUAAGCAAGACAAACUUGGGGCUGUGUGGAUGCGUACAAAAUCUUUCAGUUCUGUCUUGGCAACAGCCUUUAAAAUAAUUAGUUGUGAUAAAGCAUCACAUUUCAAAAACAUCCAUCCCAUAAACAAAUAUUUAUCAAAGUUUGUUUGGGAAGGAACUGGAUAUUCUGUGUCUUUUCCUCUAUUCCACCUUUCAAAUGUUCUUUCAGGGACAGAGCACUGGAGUAAUUUACCUAAACAGAUCAUGCUUUUCCUCUCUGCAUCACUUUGACAAGUGCUGUAUUUAUUACAAUCAUUCAUAUUUU